Messenger RNA from Juglans regia (Persian walnut), 1658 nucleotides. RefSeq names its product ethylene-responsive transcription factor ERF106-like. Gene Ontology annotation, biological process: ethylene-activated signaling pathway; regulation of DNA-templated transcription. The coding region runs from base 703 to 1410 and encodes 235 amino acids. Gene Ontology annotation, molecular function: DNA binding; DNA-binding transcription factor activity. NCBI's taxonomy places the organism in Eukaryota, Viridiplantae, Streptophyta, Magnoliopsida, Fagales, Juglandaceae. The transcript has a single exon. The record is from RefSeq and is a predicted model, not a curated record.
UAACUUCAUUUAAAAUUAUAAUUGUUUUAUACACGACGUUGAACCUAGCUUGCACAUCUGUCACUUCACACCUAUAUUUCAGCAGUCAUAACACGUACACAAGUUGAAGAUAUCUUGUCUCAGAAAAGUCAGAACGCCUUAGCUGUCCACAAAGGAUCGAGAUUUCAAGUUGGAGGCCGAUGGCGAAGAUGGAUGUAGAAAUAAGGAUGGAUGGCAGGAAAGUUUUGUCCAGAGACGUCAAUGCGCCCUAAUACACAACAAUUUAAUUUCUCCAAGCUGCUAGCUACAUGCCAAAUACCAACUUGGAGUUGCAAGUCAUUAACGCUUUGCUUUCAUCUCAAUUUAUGAAAAAGACUCUCAAUUCAUGAUUCUUAUUAAAUGGAGAGGAUAAGCUUAUCAUGGUUCAACCCAUGAACAAACCACGGCAGGCAGAAAUCCCAAUUUGCUUUCGAGGACAGGCCAGCUGAUUAUAAUUAAAUUCAGGCGAGUCCCACAAAAAAAAUUAAUAAUUUUUUAAACAUAACCGUCCUUUAAAAUGGUGCGUAGAAUUUUAUCAUUCUAAAAAUAAUUUUAUAAAAUUUAUAAUAUUAUUUUUACGUAAUUAUUUCUCCUAUAUAAAUGAACCAAGCCUUGAAAAAAAUGCAUCUACCUUCAGCUUGAUCAGCUCGAACUCUUUUUGUUUUUUUCGCUUACCUCUCGGAAAUGGAAACCGCGAAUGAGUCCUCGGUCCUGGAGCUUAUCCGGCAACACCUUCUCGGAGACUUCACCUCCACGGAUUCCUUUGUCAACAGUCUCAAUUUCAAUGCACCCAAAGCCAUCUGUUCUCACCCCGUCAAACAUGAAGCCGAAAGCCCCAUAUCCGAAUCCGAAUCCUACUGUCCCAUUUUCGACCAAAACUACCAUACAGGAACCGGUACUUUCAUUAUUAGCUCAACUCCAAAACACUUGCUUAAGAAAGUCAACCACCCCAAAUCACCCGAGUCAGCUGAAGGUUCGAUCAUGAAGGUGUCGGAUUGUGGUUAUCAGCAGCAGGGGAGGCAUUACAGGGGAGUUCGACGUAGACCGUGGGGUAAGUUCGCGGCGGAGAUCCGGGACCCGACCAGGAAUGGGAGGCGGGCUUGGCUGGGAACCUUUGACACUGAUGUUGAUGCUGCCAAGGCCUAUGAUUGCGCUGCCUUCAAGAUGAGGGGUCGUAAAGCCAUAUUGAAUUUUCCUCUGGAGGCCGGAGUGUCUACGCCAAAUACCUUUUCCGGCCGAAAGAGAAGGAGAGAGAACAUAUCGGUACUGAAGGUGCCGGAAUCUGAUGAGCUGGCGGUGGAGAGUUGGGUGUUUCCGGAUCAAGAAGAGGAGCUUGAUCAAGCUCCAGUACUGUCAUCGUCAUCUAAGAAACCAGUUACUGCCAGUUGUUAGUAUGUUAUUGGGCGUAUUUUGAUACAUCAUAUAUACACGUGCGUCGUGUGCGUGUGUGCUGGUAAUGGCCUAGCCGAUGAGUUUAGCUAGCUAGCUUCAAGAGAAAAACAAGGAAAAAAAGAAAAAGAAAAAGAAGUUGAAAUUGUACAUAGGUUUUAUCUGUAUGAAGGAUUGUGAAGUAUCUGAAAAACUUAUUUAAUAUGUUUUCAUGUUUAUUUUAUUUUAAUUUUUUUACAAUAAUUAUUCAA